This is a messenger RNA of Mauremys mutica (yellowpond turtle), 892 nucleotides long. Its product is annotated as vitelline membrane outer layer protein 1-like. The coding region runs from base 332 to 892 and encodes 186 amino acids. The transcript has 4 exons. NCBI's taxonomy places the organism in Eukaryota, Metazoa, Chordata, Testudines, Geoemydidae. The record is from RefSeq and is a predicted model, not a curated record.
GCUCUUGAAGCCUUUCUGUGUUGGCCCUUCUCUCCCCACUUGUUUAUUCUUUAAGAAACUUUUCUGUAGAAACUAGAUUUGACCUAACCAGGUGGGCUUGUCACACAGAUUUAAAUAGAAAGGGCUAAGCAUUGAGUAGGCACCUCAGAAGAAACAGUCUAACUGGCCUUGUUUUCUCUCAGGAGACAGAGACUGCAGAUGGCCUCUGCUUCCUCAUGAAGGUAAAUAACCAAGGCUCCAGAGCUGAUACUGCACCAAGCAGCCCCUCAUCCCUGCAGGGCUCUGCCUGCUCCUCUCCUGCUGCUUCCAAGAUGCAGGGGCACAAAGGUACAUGUACACCCUCGCUGUACCCAACGGAGGCCAAUGGGGUGAAUGGGGAAAAAAGGAGAUUUGCCCCUGUGGCUACGCCAAUGGAUUUGCAUUGAAGGUGGAGCCUAACCAAGGCCCUGGGGUAAAACGUGAUGACACGGCUUUGAAUGGCAUUCGCCUGUACUGUACUGACGGCUCCUUCGUCGAGUCCACAGUGGGGCCGUGGGGCCAUUGGACUAGUGUCCACUGGUGCCCCAGGAGCAACCUGAUCUCCUUCUCACUGAGAGUGGAACCAUCCCAGGGAAAGAGUGAUGACACAGCAGCCAACAAUAUCCAGUUUGCAUGCUCAGAUGGGACCGGGCUGAUGGGCACCUCACAUUCCUGGGGUGAUUUUGGCCCAUGGAGCAAUCGCUGCAGCUCUGGGGGCAUUUGUGGGAUCCAGAUGAAGGUGGAGAAAUCCCAGGGCCCUGGGGAUGACACAGCGCUCAAUGAUGUGAAGUUCUUCUGCUGCAACAAAACAAGUACCUGUCCCUGCCCAUCCCUAAACACCAGCACCUGCCUAUUAAACACCAUUAAAGUUUAG